CCUUUCUCUAUAAAACACUCACACAUACCAAAUAACGAUUAUCGCUGAUAUUUCCGCUUAGAUUAAACGAUGGGAUUUACGUGUUCGGGUCGUCGGUACGAAAUUGUAAAUAAAUUCAAUUCGGUUAUUUUUAAAACGAGCGCUAGUCGAACUGUCGCCGUAUCGGCUAAACUAAAUGAAAACCGCUAAUUAACUACCACACAUUUAUUGUAUUUUUAUUAUUGGUGUUGAGAAAACCGUUUUCGUAAUCGACGACGUUCCUAUGACAAUCAGAGAUUAUCAUCCGAUAGUGAGAAUUUAUCCACGGAAUUCAAGUGAUAAGAGAUGUCAUGUGUGAUGAUGGUACAUAUACUUUUCGAUUUCUCUAAUAAAAUCAGUAUUAUCCGGGAGGUGAUACUUUGCGGGAUAUAAAUUUUGAGUGACAUUUGUUUUUUGGAAAAUGGAUAAAUCACAAAGUGCUUCUAAAACGCCUCCUGACGGGGGAUGGGGAUGGAUGGUAGUUUGUGGCGCUGCUCUUAUCAACAUGGUGAAUCAGGCGAUGUUCGCCAACUUCGGACUGAUUUUUGGGGAAUACCUGAAAAAAAUCGGAGGUGGUCACGCGACUGGAAUCACUUUAGUGUUAGCUUUGAGCGUUGUAGUGACUAAUUGUACGGGACUUAUAGUAGGACCUCUACUGAAAUUAUUAGAUAUUAGGACUUUUACGUUGAUCGGUAUCGGUUUCGUGGGUACCGGUAUGAUCGUUUCCAGUUUUGGUACCGCCACUUGGCACAUCGUUAUCGGAUACAGUGUAAUGACAGGAUUUGGUUUGGGACUUUUGGCUUCUGGUACAUUUUUAGUUAUAAAUGAGUAUUUUACAACGAAAAAAAGUACAGCUGUAGGAAUCUCAAUGGCGGGGACUUCAGUAGGACAAAUGACAAUGCCACCUUUCAUAGGAAUGUUGUUGAAGAAAUACGAUUAUAGUGGCACUACUCUUAUUUUAGGUUUCGUAAGUUAUACUGGCAUCAUCGGAGCCGCAUUUUUCAAGCCGGUAUUCUGUUGUAAAAAAUGGGGUCCGACAGAGGACGUUGCGAGCAUCGAAAACGCUUCCGUAAAACCUACAGGGGAUGUUCCAAAUGAAGUUAAUACCGUAACUAAACCGGAAGAAGAGAAAUUGUUGAAAGCUCCAAUUGUUGAAAGAAAAGUUUCGAUAAACGAUCGGAAUAUUUCUAACGGCGAUACCACCGUUUCGAGUAACGACAAUAAACCUGUCAGCAGCGGAAGGAAAAUCUCGAAUACGGAACGUAAAAUUUCAUCGGCGAAAGGAAUGAUAAAAUCUUAUAGUCAAGGAAUACUGAAAAGCCACAUCGAAGAUAAUUAUAACGAAUCUGCUAUGGAAUUAGGAAAUAGUCAUUUCAAGCUGAAUCAUGAAGAUAAAAAUCACCACUGGUUCCGAAAAAUCAUCAAUACCUUAGGUUUCGAUUUACUAAAAGAUCCUAUCUAUGUUCAUAUUGUAGUAGGUUUAGGUUUAGUUUACGUUUCGACCGUAUCGUUCGGGGCAUUUUUUCCUAUAUUUUUACAAGACGAAGCCGAUUUGACGGUGUUUCAAACGACAACCGUGAUGACUUGUCUAUCAUCGGCAGACGUAUUAGGAAGGAUCACCGCUUCGGAAAUUUGCAGAAGAAUGAAAUUCAGUAACAGAAAAUUCUUCAUGUUCGGUACCGUAAUGUUGUCGCUUAUGCGUUCAGUUGAGAUUUUGAUGCCGAAUUAUACUUCUUUAAUGAUAGUUGCGUUUAUUGUUGGUUAUUGGCGAGCAGUCGCCGUGAUAAAUCAAAAUUUGGUCAUAUCCGAGUAUAUUUCAAAAGAGAAAUUACCAUCUGCCGUUGGCCUUAAUAUGGUUACCAAAGCUUUAUUAUCAUUAACGGUAGGACAAAGUUUGGGUUUGUUGAAGGAUUUGUGGAGCUACGGUGCGUGUAUUCACACGUUAAACAUCAUGGCGAUAGUUGUCAUAUUGUUGUGGUCGAUAGAAAUGUUCAUCAGACACGUGAGGAAACCGAAAACAACCAUUAUCAUCGACGUUAAAGACGAAGCUGUCAGUUAAUAUUUUCUAGUUUUAGUAUAUAGUGGCUCAAAACAGACUCGUAUUUCUUUUGAUGUGUAUAUAAUAACUCAAAUAAGUAUUUUUUUUUAAUUUUAUCUACUAAUUUAGUAUCUAGAUAUUCGCAUAUGGUGACAAUUCAAGGAGAUUAUAUUUUCUUUAUUCUGGGAAUUUUUAAAUGACUCGUUCAUAUUUGAACUCUA
Molecule: messenger RNA, 2277 nt
Organism: Diorhabda carinulata
Lineage: Eukaryota; Metazoa; Arthropoda; Insecta; Coleoptera; Chrysomelidae
Exons: 7
Coding region: 440-2077 (545 amino acids)
Biological process (GO): transmembrane transport; monocarboxylic acid transport
Molecular function (GO): monocarboxylic acid transmembrane transporter activity
Source: RefSeq, a predicted model, not a curated record